CCGAUCCCCUCCCCUUGCGCUCUCCACCGGUCUGUUCACCGUUCACCGCUCGGCGAAUGAAUGGCAUCUUUCUCCAUAACACCACACGUGAACGGCGAGGGGGAGCGAGACAAUCGCGUGUCUGUGAUCGCCUCGGAUGAAGCAGGGGACUCAGUAUUCAAACAGCAUGAAAUAAUUUCAUUACAUCUGGAAAGACAGGAUGAAGUUACACAUCUUCGGUCUUUUGCUCGUAAUUGCAGUAGCCAAUGCAACGAUAGAGGCUCCUGAAGAGUUUGUCUCAUUAGCUGAGAUGGAAGACACGUUGUUGAGGAAUCUUUUCCGAGGCUAUCAGAAGUGGGUGAGACCCAUCCUGCAUGCCAAUGACACUAUUACUGUUCGCUUUGGACUGAAGAUAUCACAGCUGGUGGAUGUGGAUGAAAAGAAUCAGCUGAUGACUACUAAUGUCUGGUUGUGGCAGGAGUGGACAGACUAUAAGCUUCGGUGGAACCCAGAAGAUUAUGGUGGCAUCACAUCUAUCAGGGUUCCCUCAGAAACUAUCUGGCUACCAGACAUUGUCCUGUAUGAGAAUGCCGAUGGCCGCUUUGAAGGCUCUCUUAUGACCAAAGCCAUUGUAAGAUUUAAUGGUACCAUCAUUUGGACUCCUCCGGCCAGCUAUAAAUCCUCCUGUACCAUGGAUGUCACCUUUUUUCCGUUCGACAGACAAAACUGUUCCAUGAAGUUUGGCUCUUGGACAUAUGAUGGCACUAUGGUGGACCUGACACUGUUAGACCCCUAUGUAGACCGUAAAGAGUUCUUUGACAACGGCGAAUGGGAAAUACUCAACGCCACCGGACAGAGGGGCAGUCGGCGAGACGGCAUUUAUUCCUAUCCAUACGUUACAUAUUCAUUCAUAUUGAAACGUCUUCCUCUUUUCUACACGCUUUUUCUUAUUAUCCCAUGUCUUGGAUUGUCGUUCCUUACUGUGUUGGUCUUUUACCUCCCCUCUGAUGAAGGAGAAAAACUUUCCCUUUCCACCUCCGUACUUGUGUCUCUUACCGUGUUUCUCCUUGUUAUUGAAGAGAUCAUCCCAUCUUCUUCUAAAGUCAUCCCUUUGAUAGGAGAGUAUCUUCUUUUUAUCAUGAUCUUCGUCACUUUCUCCAUCAUCGUCACUGUCUUCGUCAUCAAUGUCCAUCACCGAUCCUCUGCCACCUACCACCCCAUGGCACCGUGGGUAAAGAGCCUUUUCCUCGAGAGGUUACCCAUACUGCUUUGCAUGAGGGGACACGCGGAUCACUAUCGAUAUCCAGACAUAGAGCUGCGAAGCCCAGAGCUGAAACGAGGGAUGAAAAAGGGGCAACAGAAGCCUGCUGGAGGAGGAAGAGGAGGGUUAAAAGAAGAUGAGAACCAAGCCUGGAUUGCUUUGUUGGAGAAAGCCACUCGUUCAGUCCACUACAUUUCCAGACACAUCAGAAAGGAACACUUUAUCAGAGAGGUGGUUCAGGACUGGAAGUUUGUGGCUCAGGUGUUGGAUCGGAUCUUCUUAUGGGUCUUUCUUACAGUCUCUGUGCUUGGGACCAUCCUCAUCUUCACUCCAGCUCUGCAGAUGUACAUGAGCACACCUUAAAACGAUUUCAACCCACUACAGCGUACUUACACAACUCCUCAAAUAUAUUACCUUCCCACAAAAUUAGAGUAAUCCUUCAAAAAGGACUCUUCUGACCCAGCCACAUUCAUAAUCCUUUCUAAAUUGAGCUUCUAUAUCUGCCUCCUAAAUCCUACUCAGUGCUCGAUACUUGGUGUAAAAAAAACUAAACUCAGUUCAGGAAUUUUCCACUCAGUUAAAACAUAAAUGAGUAGGAUUACGGUAGAUUCUUUUUUUUUUGAGCUGUGUAAUCUGUCUGGGGGGAUCAUGGUUUUAAAUUUCUUCAGUAAUAUUACUAAAAAGUUACACGUGUGUAACCACAUUGCUCAGGCCUUUAAACCUCCAAAUUCUGCACAACUCUAGGGGAAGUUAUUGUAUGAAGGUGUCAUUGUAUUGUAGUU
Molecule: messenger RNA, 2022 nt
Organism: Paramisgurnus dabryanus
Lineage: Eukaryota; Metazoa; Chordata; Actinopteri; Cypriniformes; Cobitidae
Gene: chrnb3a
Product: cholinergic receptor nicotinic beta 3 subunit a
Biological process (GO): monoatomic ion transmembrane transport
Cellular component (GO): postsynaptic membrane
Molecular function (GO): transmembrane signaling receptor activity; acetylcholine-gated monoatomic cation-selective channel activity
Source: RefSeq, a predicted model, not a curated record